This is a messenger RNA of Paramecium sonneborni, 638 nucleotides long. The record is from the annotation of a GenBank genome assembly. Lineage: Eukaryota; Ciliophora; Oligohymenophorea; Peniculida; Parameciidae.
AUGCAACUAAAAAAUGGUAAAAAUGAGAAUCGAAAUGAAUUUGAAAUUCAUAUGUUUCUGAAUUAAGCUUUUGUUCAAUUCCAUAAUUUUUCAGCUAUUAUUUAAAAAAUAAGAAAUCUAUUGAAUUACUCUUUUUGUUAUUUACAAGUAAAUUAGUGUUUAAAAAGAAUGGAAAGAAAAGUAAAUUGAAACUGUAAAAUUUAUCUAUGAUACUUUACCAAAUUUUUUUUAAAAAUAUAACAAUUAAGAAAUUAGAAUUAUUGCUGAUAAUAGUAAAAUAGCAUCAAGUGAUAAAGGGAUUGAUAGAAAACCUAAAAAGAACUAAGUCAUUGGGUAGAGUAGUGAUUAAACUACUUAAAAUAAAAAUAAAAUACUUAAGAAUAUUUAGAUAAAAGAACGUUAGAUCUCAAUAAUAAAAGUCACUUUUAGAAAUUAUAAAAAACUUUUUCAAUUAUGAAAAUUGGCAUCUAAAUUCAGAACUACCAAAAAGAAUUAAUGAAAUGAUAUUUGAAAGUGCAUUAUUGUCCUUAUUAGAAGCUGCUUUUAGAUCUUGUUUAUUAUUAGAAAUGUCAAAAGAUUUUGACCUUAUUUAAGUUAUCAUUAAUUAACAAAAACAUUAGCAAAACAUAAAAAUUUGA